Messenger RNA from Lachancea sp. 'fantastica', 648 nucleotides. The record is from the annotation of a GenBank genome assembly. Lineage: Eukaryota; Fungi; Ascomycota; Saccharomycetes; Saccharomycetales; Saccharomycetaceae.
AUGUGUGUGAAGGAACAUGACGUUCGAGCCCCGGGCGCACGUUCGCUGUCAGAAAUCCUUCGUGAUACCAAAAAGCCCGAGAUAAGGCCGUUGCGGCACAUUUUGAGCACUAGCAGCAGCACUACUGGUGGUGGUGGUGGUGGCAUUGCAACAGGACCAGUGGUGGUGGCCUCGGUGCCAUUUUUCACCCAUUACCAGGAUCAAACGGGCCCUGACACCAAGAAACAGAGAACCUCGACCGUAACGCCUAUGACACCUAUCACACCCGUCGUGCAUGGUGACGAUCGCUUCGGGUUCUCGAGCAGCAGCAGCACCCGUGCACCACCACAGCCCCAUACUCACGUGCGACAGCAUCACGUGCCGGCGGUGAGAAAACCUUCACCGUUAUCGUCACCACAACUGCAACAGUUGCAAAUCCAUCAUAACCAUUCGCCACUACCGCGGGCGCCCAGUGCAACGUGUCACGAAUGCCGUGUUUGUGGGAAAGCGUUUUCCCGGCCCAGUGCUCUUACCACGCAUGCACUGAUCCACACGGGCCAUCAACCCUACGUGUGCGAUGUGCAAUCAUGCGGCAAACGGUUCAAUGUCAAGAGCAACUUGAUUCGACAUAAGAAGAUCCAUGGCAAAACCGAGGGUGCAGGGAUGUAG